GGCGGGGAGGGAGGGGCCCGGAGCCGCAGAGCCUCAGGCGUCGGUCCGGCCCCAGCCUCUCGGGAGCUCCGCGGGUCCCGGCCCAGAUGCGGAAGACUGAGGCCUGUUGACAGUACAGAGCUCAGCCCCUGCACCCUCUGCCCCCAAGAACUCCAUGCAGGUGCCACAGGAUGGAGAGGACUUUGCUGGCCAACCCUGGUACCACGGCCCACUGUCCCGCCAGAAGGCAGAGGCCCUCCUUCAGCAAGAUGGUGACUUCUUGGUUCGUGCGUCUGGGUCCCGUGGGGGCCACCCUGUGAUCUCUUGCCGCUGGCGGGGCUUGGCCCUCCACUUCGAAGUGCUCCGUGUGGCCCUGCGUCCCCGGCCAGGCCGGCCCACAACACUCUUUCAGCUGGAGGAUGAACGUUUUCCAAGCCUGCCCGCCCUGGUUCGCAGCUACGUGACCGGCCAGCGUCCACUGUCCCAGGCCACAGGGGCUGUGGCCUCCAGGCCUGUGACGCGGCAGGAGCCUAUUCGACGCAGCUUUAGCGAGGACACCCUCCUAGACAGCCCAGCUCAGACAGAGCCGCUCAGGGCUCGGAAGUGGAGUGACAGUCAGCCUGCAGGCUUGGAGCACAUGGGACAGUCAAGAGAAGGUGAGGCCUCCGCUGUGCCUGCAUCUACCCUGCCUCGGACGGGUAGUGACCCUGUGUUGCUGAAGACCCCAGCUCCCCUGGCAUCCAUUGCUGACAGCCUCAGGGCCUCCGAUGGGCAGCUUCAUGCCAAGGCACCAACCAAGCCACCUCGAACACCCUCCCUGAUGCUGCCCGAUGCCUCUGGACGUCCCCCCACGUACUGUGAGCUGGUGCCCCGAGUACCCAGUGCCCAGGGAACACCCGCUGGCCACAGCCACCCACAGCCAGAGGCCCUAUGGUGGGAGGCUGAGGAGGAGGAGAAGGAGGAAGAGAACAGGUGUUUUUCAAGACCACAGGCUGAGGUCUCCUUCUGCCCCCCUGACAACCCCUUCUGCAUGCUGGGCCCCCAGAACCGGCCCCUGGAACCUGAAGUCCUGCGUACUCUCCGUGGGCUGUUCCUGGAGCACCAUCCUGGGAAGACUGCCCUCCACCUGCUAUUGGUGGAUUGCCAGGCCACAGGCCUCUUGGGAGUGACCAAGGCCCAGCGGGACGCCAUGGGGGUCCCCUCUGGCCUGGAGCUGCUCACCCUUCCCCAUGGGCACCGCUUGAGGUUGGAACUGCUGGAGAGGCACGAGGUGCUGGCGCUGGCCGGGGCGCUGGCGGUGCUGGGCUGCGCGGGGCCUCUGGAGGAGCGCGCGGCCGCCCUGAGGGGCCUGGUGGAGCUGGCGCUGGCGCUGCGGCCAGGGGCGGCGGGGGACCUGCCCGGACUGGCCGCCGUCAUGGGCGCCUUGCUCAUGCCCCAGGUGUCCCGGUUGGAACACACGUGGCGGCAGCUCCGAAGGAGCCACACCGAGGCUGCGCUGGCCUUCGAGCAGGAGCUGAAGCCGCUGAUGCGAGCGCUGGACGAGGGCGCCGGACCCUGCGACCCCGGCGAGGUGGCCCUGCCGCACGUGGCACCCGCGGUGCGCCUGCUAGAGGGCGAGGAACUCCCGGGGCCGCUAGACGAGAGCUGCGAGCGGCUGCUGCGCACCCUGCACGGGGCGCGUCAGAUGGCCCGGGACGCGCCCAAAUUCCGCAAGGCGGCGGCCGGGCGCCUGCGAGGAUUCCGUCCGAACCCGGAGCUGAGGGAGGCGCUGACCACUGGCUUCGUGCGGAGGCUGCUCUGGGGGAGCCGGGGCGCGGGGGCGCCCCGCGCCGCGCGUCUCGAGAAGUUUCAGCGCGUCCUCAGCGUCCUGUCGCAGCGCCUGGAGCCUGACCGCUGAAAGCGCAGACCCUCUUCUUCACCCUGCGACACCCAGGCUUCAGGGGACCCCGGCGGGAGACCAAGAAGUCACCCCAGGUUGUUCACACAGCCAAAAGGGGUGGGGACCCGCAUCCUGCCUCACAGAAGGGAGGGAGGCCAGGUUUGCAAGAACCCACCCUGUUCCCCCAAAAUGGACACGAAUCUUGGAGCGGGGGCAGCUUCCAGCGCACUAAAGUCCCGGGUGUCUGGAAGUUCUGGAUACCCUCUCCCACUCC
Ceratotherium simum simum (southern white rhinoceros) is the source of this 2132-nucleotide messenger RNA. Lineage: Eukaryota; Metazoa; Chordata; Mammalia; Perissodactyla; Rhinocerotidae. The record is from RefSeq and is a predicted model, not a curated record.